Copidosoma floridanum is the source of this 1201-nucleotide messenger RNA. RefSeq names its product cytochrome b5. The record is from RefSeq and is a predicted model, not a curated record. Gene Ontology annotation, cellular component: intracellular membrane-bounded organelle; membrane. Gene Ontology annotation, molecular function: heme binding. NCBI's taxonomy places the organism in Eukaryota, Metazoa, Arthropoda, Insecta, Hymenoptera, Encyrtidae.
GUAGGGGAAGCCAAUCGGAGAGCAAAGCGCGAAGAAGACGAGAGGCUUGUGGUAGUCUGUUCGCGGUUGCGAAGCUGAGGAGGCUUGCGCGUGCAUAGGCGGCUCAAUCGUUGCACCACACAGCUGUCAAUCCUCCGAAGUUUUAUUUGUUUUUAUUUGGAAAAAAAUAUCCAUCGUACAAUCGCGAUCUUUCGACUUGACGCUCUCGACGAGUUUGUGGGUUCCCCGACAGCAAGCAUGAGUGGCAGCGACGAGGCGACAUCGAGCGGGGAGCAGCGGCAGUACACGUUCGCCGAGGUAGCCGGGCAGUGCAGCGAGUCCCGUACCCUCAUCGCCAUUCACGACCGGGUCUACGACGUGACGAGAUUCCUGAACGAGCACCCGGGCGGCGAGGAGAUCCUCCUGGACCACGCGGGCAAGGACGCGAGCGAGGACUUUGACGACGUCGGCCACUCGAGCGACGCCCUCGAGCUCAUGAAAAAGUACCUGGUCGGGGAGAUCGUGCCGAGGGAGAGGCGGAACUUGCCUCGCAAGGAGGGCUGGAAGGCAGGGUACAACACCAACAAUCCCGAAAACGAGAAAUACGUCGACGGUCCGGGCUUCCCGUUUUUCAUCUUCGCCGGGGCGUGCGCGGUUGCUCUCUUGGCUAUUUACUAUCUCGCCUUUUAGCCUCUCGUUGCUUUUUUCGUGCCGAUUGGGUUUUAUGCGCGAUUGUGGAAUACGCGCUACGGGAGAGAGAAACGGUGGUUUUGUACCUAAUUUUUUCUUAAUUUUUUUUUUUUUUUCCCCCCCCCGAUUUUUCCCGCGCGAUGAUAAUAUUACGUCUCGUUUCGUUAAAUUGAUGGUUGCUUUUUUUUCUUCUCUGGUAUUUAAUGAUGUCUCUGCGUGUUUAACGUAAUCCCGUGUUACUCGACAGUUUCUUUUUUUCGCAAUUUUUUUGCACACUGUGCUGUAAGUAUGUACGACAUAAAAACCGAUGAAAUUUCGCGUUGAUACACGAUGUUAAGUGACGUGUUAUUCUUGUGUUAAGUGACGCACUCAAAUUUAUUUUUUAUUUUUUUUCCAAGUACAAGAAAAAUCUAUCUGGUCGAAUAAUUGUAAAAUUGUGCCAGCAAUACGCUAAGUUUGAAUGUAAUGUACAAUUUUAUAUAUAUAUAAACGAUGGAAAAUAAUAAAGUAGUCGAUAAUUUUACAAACGCAA